CCCUUCCUGGUUCUGAAGACACCGACCCCAAGAGCGGCCGCCACAAAGCCAAAGUCCUCCGUACCACAAAGACCUCUGGCUAGAAGGGGCGGAAGUGCACCGGAGCCCGGCCGCCGCACUCACUGCUCUUUUGGGUCCGUUUCUGAGUACCCAUCUGUGCCUGGAUGGUUAGAGCGCGGUUAAUGCCGCUCAAUGACUUAAUUGAUUCCCUUUUCGCUUGUUCUUACCAGGAAGCCUGUCUUAUCUGGGGCAGCUGGAUGGGCGCAGAGGCUCCCGACUGGCUUGGCACCUGGCGGUGGGGGGUGGGGGUGGGGACCAUAGAGAUGUAGUCCUCCGUCGGCCUAGACCGCACCCUCCCGAGUGUGGGUUAGCGCGCUCACGUUAUCUUCGGUUGCCUGGGGCCGGGUGAGCGAAGCCGGCUCCUGAGGGCCGCGGGUCGUGCAAACGCGAGGGAGGUGAAGAAACGUGGCAGGACCUGGAUUUGCACGCCGAGCCUCGAAGAGAAGACUGCAGCCUGGUUCUUCCCCCGCUGCCCUCGAAGGGCGGCUGUGAAUCCGGACCCAGGGCCUUCGCGCCUUGAGGUGAGAAGAUCCUGAGAGUGGGGAGCAAGUCUUCUCUGUAGGCCUGAGGGGGAAGAUCGGGGUUGUGGAGUCUUGGGUCACCACGUCCCCCGCUCCUCAGCUUCGAGCUGACGCAUCCACAACUGCCUACGGCAUAUUACGAUGGCUGGCAAUGCCUCUACUCUCAAUCCUGUGCAGACCCUUCAGGAAGAAGCGGUGUGCACCACCUGCCUGGAUUACUUCAAGGAUUCCGUGUCAGUUGGCUGCGAGCACAACUUCUGCCUGGGGUGUGUGACCCAGCUUGAGGUUAAAGACGAGGAAGGUAAAUGGGAGGACAACGGCGACGAGGCGAUGGGGGCCAUCAGUGGAUGGUACAACUCUAUCGAGGUUUUGUACCAGGGGAAUGCUAACGAGUUGUUCGAGGGCCAAGAGGAUGAUGACACAGUCGGUGACGGUGGCAUAAAAAAUCUGGACAACAUGGACUAUGUGUGGCACCUGGAGGGAGAAGAGGAAGAUCGGGACUAUUACCUGGGAGGUUUGAGACACGACCUGAGAAUUGACGUCUACCCGCAAGAGACACUGGCAGAAUACCAUGAGGAUGACGAAGAGCUGUACCUGCCUCCUUCCGCCCCGCCACUCCCACAGUUCACCUGCCCCCAGAGCCGAAAGAGCUUCACAUGUCUCAGCUUUCGUUUCAACUUGUAGCUGGCCAACAUGGUCCAGAUAAUUCACCACUCCUCAUGGAGGGAACUGGGGAAUGAUCAGGGCAUCUGGUCCAAACACCAGGAAGCCCUGAACUUCUGCGAGGUGGAAGAGGCCAUCUGUGUGAUGUGCCGAGAAUCCAAGAGCCACAAACAUCGCAGCUUGGUGCCACUGCAGGAGGUAGUGCAGGAGUACAAGGUGAGAGGCCUAAUUCCCAAGUAAGUUGGGUGUUUGAAAGGAGUGGAGAGGAAACCAGGGGAGCUGGGAAAGGUAGGUACUUACUAGUUAAAACUCUUUUUGGGGAAAGAUGGGUGGGUAAAGUGGAGAUGGGCAUAUUUGGACAAAGGAGACAGUGGCUGAGGUCAGUUGGCUUCCCCAGAGGAAGCUGAACAAAGACGAGACAGUCACCAGUAACUGACCACUGUUGUCAUUCCUUUUCAAUCUACCUAAGUAUAAAGGGUAUAGGUGACAGAUCCCUAGUACUUAUUUCCCUCUGAUGUGAGUCCUGAGUCUAUACCUGACCAAGCCUCCAGGACCUUUAACAGAGGAAUGGAAAACCAUAGUCCUUGUAGAUAGUAGACAUUUGGGACCUCAGAGCACAAGCAGUGUCAAAACAAGAUAGGUGCUGGUAAACUGAAAUGCCAGGUGUGAGUCCUAGAUUAGUAGAGCAACUGGCCACACCCCAAUACCAAAGUUUGGGGUUGUUUCCCCACCUUCAGUGUAGAUUCCACUUUCCCUGUAGAGAAAGGCAGAGACCAUAAACAUUUUUGAUGGUUUAGAAUAAACCUCAUGUGCUGAUCACUUUGCAGUGGAAGGAGUGAGGGAUUUAGGAUCAGAUGGCCUGGCUCUGCCACGUACUGUCUAAUCUUGAGCAGGUUUCAACUUUUCAACUUUACUUUUUCCCUGGGCUUGUUAAGAUUAAAAGAGAUCAUGCAUGUGGAAGUAUUUUAUAAACCACAAGGCACUAAACAGAUAUUUGCUUUUUUAUGUGACUUUCCUCUACUUUGUCUUCUUUGGGUUUUGAUUUGGUUAAUGCCUUGCUUUCUAGUUCCGAACAUUAGAGAAUUGUCUCAAUGACAGUCAGCAUGAAUACUGUCAUCUUUACCAGUCUCCUAGGUGGACUGCUAGGUGACUCCUAGCAGUACCCAAGGAAGGAGAGGUUGUCUCCAGGCCCAGAAAAGUCUUAACCUGAGUAUUCAAUAGCAGCUGCUCACAUCUCAGUAGUGCUUUACAGUUUAUAAAAUAUAUUUCCUCAUGUUUGCCUACAGCAGUGAUGUUCAAACUGUGGAUUUUGCCCAAUUCAUGGGUCUUAAAAUAAAUGGAUCAUGCCUAGCAUUAUUUUAAAAUGAAAUAGAAUAGAAAAUAUCAGAGUGCAUGGGGCAUAGAAAGGGUAAGUAUUGUUUUAUGAAACUUAUAUGUACACAUGUAUACUCUGUCUCAAAGUAAAAUGUAUUGCUUACUCUGGGUUGCAUUCAAAUCACAAACAACACUGUCCUAUAGGCAUCAUAUAUUAGAUAUUAUCAUCAUCCUCCCCAACCCCCCAUUUUACAAUAACUUGGUAAGUGCACAGUUAAGACACAAAUCUUAACUACAAAUCACAGCUAAUUCCAUCAUACUAAUCUGACUUUAAGUACAAACCCAAGCACCAGGCUUUCCCUCAGGGUAAUAAUUAAGUUUGCCUACGGAAGAAACUAUGUUCUAUACUUCUGGGUUUUAGUACACUGAAGCUGAGGAAAGGAGGUAACCUUUCAUUGCUCUGCUGGAAUUUUCUGGGAAGGAAUUGAAACCACAAUUUUAAUUGAACGUGAGUUGAAACAAGAGAAAAGACAGUCUUUUCAACUGAGAAGGCCAGACGACACUCAUUUGAAACCUGGAACGUUAUCUUUAAACUGAUGGUAAUUGACAUAUUCUUUCAUUCCUUAUACAGUGCAUAGUUUUAUCCCUUCCUCUCAUGGAUGAACGCAUAUUACAGUAGCAUGAUUUAGAGUUUUACGGAACAAAACUCAUGAUAACAUUAUAAGGAACUAUUUUGUAUGAUGAUUUAUUUAAUGUGUUACACAUUGCACAGUUCUGGUUACAGUUUCUCUCGUUACAUACUAAUUCAACACAAAUCUUUUAUCUACUUUGGAGUGAUCAAGCUUUUUAGUUUCAGGGGCAAUGGGCAGGGAGUCAUGACGCAUCAGUGAUUUUUAGGAAUAGGAGAUAAAAGUAUUUCCCCUCCGUCCACAAAUUAUAUCAGCAUUUCAGGGUAUGGGGAGUGGUAGUUUAUAAUAUCAUAUUUACUGUUAUAAAGUUAGAAAAAGUUACUUUCUAAGUGGGAAAGAACUCCUUGGCUAGUGGGAAUAGAGAUAGAGCAAGAAGCAUUCAGCGUAAGGCCUAUAAUUAGUGAGGCGUAUGACAGGUUGGGUAGCCACAGGAGAUAGUCAUUGUGGUAUGGUGCCAUUUAUACUGCUAUUUCUAUCGCAUAUCCAGGACAGUUCUGUUGUUUUGAGGUCAGUGUUCUUUUUAAGUUUAAUUUUGUAUGAGAAGCUUUUUAGCCCUGAAAAGCUUACUUAUUUACAUCUUCCAUUUUGUCUAUCCCAUGAGUUAGAGUUUGUCUUGACUCUUCAAGCUAGAAUCAGAUUAUGAAAGUGAAAUCAUUUAGAUUUUACCAAGGGCACCAUUAAAUGGUGUCAGGUUUUGGGCAGCAAAUGGGUGUAUAAAAAGAAAAUGAAAAAAGAU
Pteropus alecto (black flying fox) is the source of this 3983-nucleotide messenger RNA. RefSeq names its product tripartite motif-containing protein 52. Gene Ontology annotation, cellular component: nuclear body. Gene Ontology annotation, molecular function: zinc ion binding. NCBI's taxonomy places the organism in Eukaryota, Metazoa, Chordata, Mammalia, Chiroptera, Pteropodidae. The record is from RefSeq and is a predicted model, not a curated record.